This is a messenger RNA of Protopterus annectens (West African lungfish), 1308 nucleotides long. It is a transcript of the gene SLC66A2, whose product is annotated as solute carrier family 66 member 2. Lineage: Eukaryota; Metazoa; Chordata; Ceratodontiformes; Protopteridae. Gene Ontology annotation, biological process: retrograde transport, endosome to Golgi; phospholipid translocation. The record is from RefSeq and is a predicted model, not a curated record. The transcript is spliced from 4 exons. Bases 248 to 1009 code for a protein of 253 amino acids. Gene Ontology annotation, cellular component: endosome; trans-Golgi network.
CGUGGCAAGAUUGGCGACGUUGAGCUGCUACCGGUGACAAGGACACGGAGUCCCCACGCUACUUCCAUCACUUAAGCCGUAUGCUCCUUGUGUGGCAGCAUCUUGUUUUGUUAUUUGCUGAACAUGACAGUUAUUGCGAACCGUGAUGACUUGAUUUUUGUUGUCCAUUGCGGUCUGUGCUGAAGUCAGUUAAUUAGAGACACGGUGACUUGGGUUGCUGGCCAGUAAUUUUAAUUUAAUAUCCGACAUGGAGGAACAAGAAUUAGAAGUCUUUGUUAUUCCGGUCAGCCAGCUGGUUUCUUGGGUUGCAGCUGGGGCCAUGGUAUUUGGGGGUGUGGUGCCAUACAUCCCCCAGUACAGGGAUAUCAAAAGAACUCAGAAUGUCGAGGGGUUUUCAACUUAUGUGUGCCUGGUGUUGCUGGUAGCAAAUAUUUUACGGAUAUUGUUUUGGUUUGGAAGGCAUUUUGAAGCUCCUCUGCUUUGGCAAAGCAUUAUCAUGAUUGUUACAAUGUUAGCCAUGUUAAAGCUCUGCACUGAAGUUCGAAUGGCCAAUGACCUGAACACCAGGAGGCGCACCUUUGCAGAUCUCGAGUUGAAGUCCUUCUGGCAGUGGAGCAGAUUUACAGAUUACGUUCAGUGUGUGCUGGCUUUCUCUGCAAUCGCAGGCUACAUCACCUACCUCUUCAUAGACUUUUUCUUUUAUGUAGAAACACUGGGCUUCCUUGCUGUGUUCACAGAGGCGAUGCUGGGGACUCCUCAGUUGUAUCGUAACUUCCAGAACAGAUCUACAGAAGGAAUGAGCAUUAAAAUGGUUUUGAUGUGGACCAGUGGUGACACCUUUAAGACGGGCUAUUUUAUUCUGAACCAGGCUCCAUUCCAGUUCUGGAUCUGUGGACUUCUUCAAGUGCUUGUUGACAUCACCAUCCUUCUCCAGGUGUACUACUAUGGCAGUUACCCUCAGAAGCAACUUUCACAUACAGUGCACCCUACUGAUGCCAAGGCACUUUAGAACAUGAACGACUCACAACAAAAUAUGUCUGAUUAUAGUGCAGGCACUUAAUGAAACAUCAAGAUCGUCUGUAAACAAAUCUAAAGAAAUAUAGCCAGUAGACUUCCUACAUUUACAUUUCAAGUCAGAAGCACUGGCCUUUAAUAUUCAUGAUGGACGUAGGAGUACAGCCUAAAUGUAUUAUCACUUAAUGUCAGCCUAGUAUCACAUCCUGUUUAUGUUGCAUAUAUUUUGUUACUCUGUUUUAUUAAUAUACCUGAUGUUCAUCGUGUGACACUGCUGCAGUCAUUACACUUGGG